AUGCCUCACACAACCUCGAUAGGACACCACAACAGACAGUCCCAACUGACCCGACUCACUCGACUCGACCCAACCAGAAUCAACCUAGAAACAGACAUAGCAGACUAUCCAAAACAUAGCCAGAGCCAGAGCCAGAGCCAGCCAGCACUUGCUCCUAUACCCAACAACAUCAACUCUCAGUCCCAGCAACACGCCGACACACCUAUACCCUUUCGCAUAUCCGCCGACAGUAUGAUCCGAAUGACCAGAUCCAGGCGCGCGGCGGAAAAUUCUUUCCUGAACUCGGGUCCUGUACAGGUUCGGGGGGCGGGCAACCACAACCUCCGCGCAACACGCAUGCAGACGACGCAAACAAUAGUACCUCCAGAGGCUCGCAUCAGGAGAGACAUUGUCGCACCAAGAUUGCGCAUUCCCGGAAGCCUAGACAUAGACGAGGGCACCGAAGAAGAAUACAACAUAUAUGGUGAGGUCGAGCUCGCUACCAGCCUUUCCGGCAACUCUACCACGACCCCAAGGGUAAACCGGGAUACCGGCGGCGCCAAAAUCUUCCGAAGCCUGUCACUCGAGCUUCAUCAAAUGAUUGCUCUGUAUCUCCCUGAAGAUGAGGACCUCAUCAACUAUUCUAGGAUCUGUAAAGAGACUUUACCUACCAUUACUUGCAGUGUCUGGCGCAAGCGCUUUCUCCAGUACUUCGACGGCGUUAAAGGAUUCAGCCCAAAAGAUCUGACUUGGAGGUAUUUAUUCAGAAGAACUGUUUGUCAAAAUUGGAUUGUCUUUGACCUGAGGGGUCUCGGACUUCCUCGUAUUGACACGGGAACACAAAAGCUCCAAAGAUACUAUCAGGAGAGGGUACUGCAGGUCAUCCAAGGUGUACUGCUCGAAUCAAAUGCUUCCGUGUGCCAAGACGAGACUGGGAACAUAGUUGUCCGAGGCUCGAACUUGUCAUUCAUCGCCGACUUGCUCACUGGCCAGAACGGUACUUCAUACCUCGACAUUGUUGACUCUGUAUUCAACACCAGCUUUUUCGACCAAGAAACCGCAAAUUCUCUUCACCGGGUCGUCACCGCAGCUGACAAAAAUACCCUGAUCUAUGUCCUCCAGCUCUGCCUAACACCAUUCUCUCUCCACCCGAACUACUGCAAUCACAGAGUCAACCACUUUGAUAUCUCACAAUUCCACGCAUACUCUGGCCCCCGCACCCAGCCGGUCUGCAAUGGAGUCUUCAAGCAGCAGGUCAACGUGCGAUGGCUUCUGCAUGUGGUAAACUUCUUCAAGUUUCACUUGAAGUCCGAAGGUGAGGGUCUGCUAGCUCAUGAGUACAAGGAACUGGAACUUGAUGAGAUCCCCCAGUUUUGGGUUGGUCAUAUAAUGGGAGGCACCCAGCCACUGGGGCGCCACUGGAAGGGCGCAUACACGUACAUGGACGACACCUCCCUGGCGAGCUUGAGAGUUUGGGACGGACAAAAUGGCGAUAUCCACACAGACGCCCUAGAUGGUGAUGAGGGAUUUCAGGAUAUUGACAUGUUCUUUGACGACGCCAGUAAUUCGAAGUUCCCUUGGCCUGCAGAUUGGGAGGCGGUCCUCUGCUCAAAUCCUUUCGACGACAUUCACCAACAGAACUACGCCAAGAGGAAGAGAGUUCCACCCCAAAACCUGCCGGGUGUUAGACAGUUCUGGGGCAGCUGCAGAGGUGCGAAGAAUGGACACUUCUUUGGACGUGUUCAUGCCUUGACGGUGCAACAAGGAUUCCACGGCUUCCAACGCAUCACCCUGAUCAAGUACUAUACCCAGGUUAACCACAAUGGCGAGCACGUCUACGAUCCAAAUCAAGUCUGGGCGUAUGAGGGCGUCGUUCUUCCAGGUGGCCGAAUCAUCGUUGGGCGUUGGUGGAGUGCUAGGGGCAAUCCGGACAGCAACGAUACCAUGUGUGGUCCGUUCAUGUGGUGGAAUGUCGACCGAAGUGGCCCUGAGGCAAUCGAUGAGAAUGAGGCAUUGGAUUUCUUGAAAUCGUUCCAGGAUUAUAUUGAAGUUGCUUAA
This is a messenger RNA of Drepanopeziza brunnea f. sp. 'multigermtubi' MB_m1, 2037 nucleotides long. RefSeq lists its product as uncharacterized. The record is from RefSeq and is a predicted model, not a curated record. NCBI's taxonomy places the organism in Eukaryota, Fungi, Ascomycota, Leotiomycetes, Helotiales, Drepanopezizaceae.